This is a messenger RNA of Pocillopora verrucosa, 1610 nucleotides long. RefSeq names its product malate dehydrogenase, cytoplasmic-like. Gene Ontology annotation, cellular component: mitochondrion; cytosol. NCBI's taxonomy places the organism in Eukaryota, Metazoa, Cnidaria, Anthozoa, Scleractinia, Pocilloporidae. The record is from RefSeq and is a predicted model, not a curated record. Gene Ontology annotation, biological process: malate metabolic process; tricarboxylic acid cycle; oxaloacetate metabolic process. Gene Ontology annotation, molecular function: L-malate dehydrogenase (NAD+) activity.
UGUCUAGUACCAGUAUUCGUGCAAUCGUGUUUCGUGGCACGUUUGGUUCGAUUAUUAACGUCUUUAUUCGAAGUGGAUUUGAACUCAAGCGCGAUGGAGAAAGAAGCUUUGUGUAUUUGUAUCACUGGUGCUGCUGGACAGAUUGCUUAUUCCCUUCUUUAUUCCAUUUGCAAAGGAGAUGUGUUUGGAACGCAGCAGCCACUGAUUGUGCACUUAUUGGAUAUUGUUCCUAUGAUGCCUGUCUUGGAAGGUGUAGUGAUGGAAUUACAGGACUGUGCCUUUCCAUUGUUGCAAAACAUAAUUGCGACAUCCGAGCCAAGUGUGGCAUUUGCCAACAUUGAUGUGGCCAUUCUCGUUGGAGCCAUGCCGCGAAAACAAGGAAUGGAGAGAAAAGAUCUUCUGAAAGCCAAUGCUAAGAUCUUUGUUGCACAGGGAAAGGCUCUGAAUGAUUACGCCAAGAAAACUGUCAAGGUUUUGGUUGUUGGAAACCCAGCAAACACAAACUGCAUGAUGGCCAAGAUGAAUGCUCCGUCCAUUCCUUCUGAAAAUUUUACAUGCUUGACGCGACUGGAUAUGAACAGAGCGAGGGCACAGAUUGCAAUGAGAGUGGGCACUCAAGUUGAAGAUGUAAAAAACAUCAUUAUCUGGGGAAAUCACUCAUCCACUCAGUACCCAGAUGUCAAUCAUGGGACUGUUAAUAUGCCACAAGGAUGCAUAUCAAUCAGGGAGGCCGUCAGUGAUGACAGUUUUUUGAAUGGGGAAUUUAUUACAACAGUGCAAAAGCGUGGUGCUGCUAUCAUUGCUGCUCGUAAGUUAUCCAGCGCCAUGUCAGCUGCCAAGGCAAUAUGUGAUCACAUGAGAAACUGGUGGUUUGGAACAGCUGAGGGGGAGUUUGUUUCCAUGGGCGUGGUGUCAGAUGGUUCUUAUGGAAUUCCAAAAGAUAUUGUGUACUCAUUCCCAGUGAGAAUUUCCCCAGACCAUAAAUAUGAAAUAGUGAAGGGUCUGGCCAUUAGUGACUUCUCACGUGAAAAAAUGGAUGCCACCGCUGAAGAGCUUUUGCAGGAGAAAGAGAGCUGUCAGUCGUUUCUUGAAUGACUAGCAGCACCAUCUCAGUUAUGACUUCUAUAUAACUUAAAGUACUGUAAUCACUGAAAUGAGUACCCUCCCUUAAGAUUUCUUGCUUCUUCCCCGAAACUAAAAUACUUGCAUUGUUAUUCAUCUGGGCUAACUAAUUUUGUGGUAUUAAAAGUAAAUUGUACCUUAACGCAAUUGUUAGUGUCUGUUAAAUAAUGUAAGUUUUCCAACCUGAAGAAAUGUUUACUUUCAAUGGUGUUUAUCAUAGCUUGCCAACAGUUAGAAGAAAAGGAAUGAUUUUUAUUUUAGUUCCCAUCAAUAAUCUUCAGUGAGUUCCGUUGUCUAAUAUUUUCUCUUCUCUAUAAGCUUCUUGCCUCUCUUGUUUGAGCAUUUAUGUUUACUUGUGUAAUGUUUUCCAGUUUGGGCUGAAUUCAGUCAAGUGCUGUGUGGCAUUUUGCCAAAGAUACAACUUGCAUGGGUGGUGUGUGAUAUUGUUGAGUUUUGCUGACACUUAAUAAAGUCAAAACUUCAACUUC